Branchiostoma belcheri (Belcher's lancelet) is the source of this 1473-nucleotide messenger RNA. RefSeq names its product V-set and immunoglobulin domain-containing protein 2-like. The record is from RefSeq and is a predicted model, not a curated record. Bases 24 to 1181 code for a protein of 385 amino acids. Gene Ontology annotation, biological process: cell-cell adhesion. Gene Ontology annotation, cellular component: cell-cell junction. The transcript is spliced from 6 exons. Gene Ontology annotation, molecular function: cell adhesion molecule binding. NCBI's taxonomy places the organism in Eukaryota, Metazoa, Chordata, Leptocardii, Amphioxiformes, Branchiostomatidae.
UCUGCGUUUGGCCAAUUCUCUGGAUGGGCUGCCUGUCGCAGGAAGGCAUCGGCUUCACCCUACCCAAAGGAGUGCAGACGACCCUGGGCGACCCCGUGACUCUAGCGGCAUCCUACUCCACAAACUACGCCGUCAUCUCCGUGACGUGGUACAAGGUCCACGCGAGUGAGACGUCAUCAGAUAAAAGAACUACCGUAUUCUCCUAUGUCCCUUUGGCAAAUAUCAAGAAAGCCUAUGGAGACUACAUAGACAGGGCCCAACUGGUCGGGAUGGCUUCUCUGCGGAUAGACCCAACACGACUGGAGGAUGAGGGGACUUAUUCACUCUCCAUCAUGACGGACCAACUUGGAAAUGAAGAAAAGUUCAUCCGUUUAGAUUUGUUUGAUCCAGCGUCCAUCAUCAGUAUUUCAAACCUGGCUGAGGUGAGCGUGGAGAACCACGUGACGUUUCAGUGCGUCGCUGACGGAAACCCGCCACCAAACAUCACGUGGUCCAGGGGAGGGCGACUUCUGCCGUCAAACAUCUACUCCCUGUCACGUGACGUGCGCACCAGCUCCCUGGUUCUGAAUGACGUCAAUGUGAACGACAGUGGGAUCUAUACCUGCAGUGCAAGCAACGGCGUGGGCAAGAUAGGGAGACGGACAACACAAUUAGUUGUCUUAGGUAUGGCAGAACAUCUAACCUUCUCCACAGUGGCUACGGUGAUCGGGUCGUCGGCGGCCGUCCUUUGGUUGAUCAUCUGCGUCUCCCUGGUGAUGUUCCUCGUUAAGCGCCACCGCAGACAGGGAGAAGAAAGGAAGAAAUUCUCCUCACUGUACAACAUCGGUCUGGCGGGGACGACGUCGCCCAGUGAAGCAGACGAGAAGAAAACAAACGAGUGUAAAGAAACCCCGGGUAGGUCUACGUUAUUGACGGACACCACAAAGACGAGAUGUGCGAAGGUCCUUUACGACUACAAACCACGAGAGGACAAUGAGCUGAGGCUUGAAAUCGGAGACAUUGUUGAGAUUCUAGAAGGAGAAGAAGGAACCUGGUGCCUGGGGUACCUCAGAGGCCGGAUGGGGCUUUUCCCUUCAAACUAUGUGUGCUUCGUCCCUAUAAAUGAGGUAUCCCCGACAACGUCACUUUACAUCCAUUGUAUCUCAGAAGACAAUGGCAAAUCAGUAAAGGACCACCUAUAGUUUCGCGUUUGCUAGGAGCGUCUUUUGCAGACUUUCCCACGAGACAAGUGCAGUGAUCCACGGGCUUCAACAGACUUCGAUCGUUUGGGGCCUGUCAUACAAGUACACAUGAACGUACCGAUGGCAGCAUGUUUAAAUGAUGGCGAAGUUGUGAUGUAUAUUCUGAACGUUUUGCCGUAUUCAUUUCUACAGAUUUUAUUUUUGUCAAGGGUCAUUUUUCUAGGAGUUUACAUGGAAGAUAUACCAGUGAAAGUUCGAUCUCCAUACUUCACAAGCAAUAUAUUUAAUGAGA